AUGUCGCCUUCGAAAGUAGGUAGGAAGCCAGGGUCGAAAGGGAAGCCCGAUUUUAGCAGCUCCAAGGGAUCGAUAUCACAGCAAACCGAACCCAAGCAGCAAUUAAGGUUUUCCUUAUGGAAUUUCUGGGUUGCUAGUACGGCUUUGAAGGUUCUUCUUAUGCCAGAUUACGUUAGUACUGAUUUUGAUGUUCACCGUAAUUGGAUGGCAAUUACGAAUAAACUUCCGCUAAAAGAGUGGUAUUUAGAGUCUACAAGUCAAUGGACACUUGACUACCCACCUUUCUUUGCAUAUUUUGAAUGGUUUUUGUCGCAGGUUGUUCCUGCUUCUGUGCGUGCAGAUGGGUGCUUGGAUAUCGUUGAAGUGGGGCAAUAUGGGUGGCCUACGAUAUUAUUUCAGCGGUCUACCGUGAUUAUCAGUGAGAUCUUAUUAUUUGUGGUGUUACAGAUAUUUAUCAAUACUAGUGACGUUUCUGAACGCUCUGUGAACUUUGUUGUUGCGAGUAGCAUUGCGCUUUCGCCAGCGUUCUUUAUCAUUGAUCAUAUUCACUUCCAAUACAAUGGGUUCUUGUUUGCAAUUCUAAUAGGUUCAAUAAUUGCUGCAAAAAAACAAAGGUAUCUUUUAUGUGGAGCACUGUUUGCAACAUCACUCUGUUUUAAGCACAUUUUCCUGUAUUUGGCGCCGGCGUACUUUGUGUUCCUCUUAAGAGCAUAUGUUUUGGACAUUAACGCUCUCAAGUACAAAAGUUACAGAGACUGGGUAUUUGUGCCCCAGUGGAGGAAUUUGUUCAAGCUUGGUGGUGUAGUUUUACUGAUAUUUACGAUAUGCUUUGCCCCAUUUAUUACCGUGAUGCCACAACUGAUAGCUAGGUUAUUUCCUUUCUCUAGGGGUUUGACGCAUGCAUACUGGGCACCGAACUUUUGGGCAAUAUAUUCUUUUGUGGAUAAGGUUUUAGCAGCUGUCAUGUUGCGGAUGCCUUAUGUUCAUAAUUGUGUGUCAAAACUAUUCAGACCUCUGUUGGUUCCAGCCACAAGGGAGGAAAUUAAACAUAAGAUGGCAACCGUAAAUAAUGGUACAAGAGGUUUAGUGCAAGAUGUAUACUUUUUGAUUUUGCCUCAGAUACAGCCGAAAUUAACAUUUCUGUUGACUCUAUUUUACCAGUUACUGGCCGUGAUACCGGUAUUUAUCAACCCUUCAUUCAAAAGGUUUAUUGGAUCUUUGACACUAUGUGGGUUUUCAGCAUUUCUAUUUGGCUGGCAUGUGCAUGAGAAGGCUAUCAUGCUAGUCAUAAUUCCGUUUUUCUUCCUUGUUUCGUUCGACAGAAGAUUUUUGACACCGUUCUACCUUUUAACAGCUUCAGGGUACGUCUCCCUGUUCCCGCUUCUUUACAAAUCUAAUGAUUUUCUAAUAAAGGUCUUAUACACUUUGAUCUGGUGUAUCAUCUACUUCAGUGCAUUCAGGAAACUAGUGAGGGUAUCCUCUAGUGUCCAGCGUCGGAUAUUCUUCUUUGAUCGCCUAGCUGCUCUGUACUGUUUGCUUCUUCUUCCAAUGGUUCUGGGAAUACAGUCCUUGGAAGUAUUGAAGGGUAGAUAUUCACCUAUCCGUAAAUAUGAAUUUCUGGGACUGAUGUUUUACAGCAUAUACUGUUCUAUCGGCGUUAUUGGAUCUUGGAUUGGCUUGUCAUGGUUAUACAAUUUUGACGAACCUUUAUGGGUUUAA
Messenger RNA from Eremothecium sinecaudum, 1719 nucleotides. It is a transcript of the gene ALG8, whose product is annotated as dolichyl-P-Glc:Glc1Man(9)GlcNAc(2)-PP-dolichol alpha-1,3-glucosyltransferase. The record is from RefSeq and is a predicted model, not a curated record. The transcript has a single exon. The coding region runs from base 1 to 1719 and encodes 572 amino acids. Gene Ontology annotation, cellular component: endoplasmic reticulum membrane. Gene Ontology annotation, molecular function: dolichyl pyrophosphate Glc1Man9GlcNAc2 alpha-1,3-glucosyltransferase activity. NCBI's taxonomy places the organism in Eukaryota, Fungi, Ascomycota, Saccharomycetes, Saccharomycetales, Saccharomycetaceae. Gene Ontology annotation, biological process: protein N-linked glycosylation.